Carica papaya (papaya) is the source of this 1170-nucleotide messenger RNA. NCBI's taxonomy places the organism in Eukaryota, Viridiplantae, Streptophyta, Magnoliopsida, Brassicales, Caricaceae. The record is from RefSeq and is a predicted model, not a curated record.
AUGAAAGGUGAUGGAUCUACCUGCAGUUUAUGUGGGAAAGUCUGCAGAGGCGUUAUCUAUAAGUGCAACAUUUGCUACUUUCGCCUUCACAAAUCCUGCUUGGACAACUUACCACACUCUCUCCAGUCCUUCUUUCACCCUUGUCCUCUUGUCCUCCACAGAACUUCAUUGCCUUACCGAUGUGAAGCUUGUAGGGAAAGGCGUUCAGGCAUGAGCUUCAGCUGUCGCAAAUGUGGGUUCGACAUGGAACCUAUCUGUGCUCUAGCAUCCAUCAAGAUGUCUGAAACCGGUAUCGAUGGCAAGCUUCAACAUUUUAGCCAUGGACAUCCAUUGAAGCUCAUCCAGGAGGAUGCCAACAACUGCUGCAAGGCAUGUGGAAAGAUCUGCUUUGGCCCAACUUAUAAGUGUGCAGGCAACUCAUUCUACAGCUACACAUGUAAAUUCUUUUUACACAAAUCUUGCGCCGAUCUGUUACCUGAAAUCCAACAUCCUUUCCACCCAAAACAUACCCUUUCCCUCCAGGCUAAGCUGCCCGAAUCAGUACCUGCAUCGUCUGGUUGCAGUGCUUGUGGGCAAGAAAGCUCAGGCUUCAUCUACUUUUGUGCUAAAUGUACAUUCUACAUGGAUGUGAACUGUGCCUCCUUGACACCCUCCAUAAAAUACAAUCAGCACAAGCACCUUCUCACCCUCUUUGAUGAAGCAGAAAGCUGUUUUGACUGUAACUUGUGUGGGAAGACAUGCAGGGGCUCCUUCCUGCGAUGUGUGGAGUGUAAAUUCAAUCUCCAUGUGCACUGUCAUCCCUCACUGCCGCUAACAAUCAAUCAUGAAUGUCAUGUAGAUCCACUGACGUUUACCAAAUUGCUAGUCCAAGAUGAUUUCUACGAGGCUAAUGAGUUUUACUGUGAUGUUUGUGAGGAGAAGAGGAAUCCAGAGGCUUCAGUUUACUAUUGUGCAGAAUGUGAUUAUGUUGCUCAUGUCCGAUGUGUGAUCUCUGAGGUCUUUUCUGAGGAAGCGAGGAUUGAUGCAAAUAGUUUUAGGUCAGACACCAGGAUUACAGAAUUAGACAAUGAGAUAACAAAGCUUUAUAGAGAGAUGAAGGUGUUAAAAGAAGAAGCAACAAGAGUAAAAGCAAGGAUGGAAGCAAUAACAGCAGAUUUAAAAGGCCUGUAA